Dendrobium catenatum is the source of this 1238-nucleotide messenger RNA. RefSeq names its product single-stranded DNA-binding protein WHY2, mitochondrial. Lineage: Eukaryota; Viridiplantae; Streptophyta; Magnoliopsida; Asparagales; Orchidaceae. The coding region runs from base 127 to 834 and encodes 235 amino acids. The transcript has 8 exons. Gene Ontology annotation, molecular function: single-stranded DNA binding. The record is from RefSeq and is a predicted model, not a curated record. Gene Ontology annotation, biological process: regulation of DNA-templated transcription; defense response.
GACAGAGAAUAAUCUCUCGAGCUCUUGGGUUAGUGGCGAGAAGAAAAGCUGCAUAAGUCGCCGUAGAAGAGUGAGAGGCAUCUUCUCCUCCAAAGAGAGCUUCAGCUUUCGACUUACUUCUGCACAAUGCUUUCUCGCUUCUUCUCUCUCCGCAGGCAGGCAGUUUCUUCAAACUUUCUUGCUGAGAAACUUAGUUAUGUUAGAGAUGCUUCAUGGUCAUAUAAUUUGGUUUCUGAACGUGGCAUUUCAACUGCUGGUUCAGAGCGUAGUUCGGGUAAGGCAUUUGCUGAUUUUUCUAUUUUUAAAGGAAAAGCUGCACUUUUAAUGUCUCCUGUGCCUCCAACAUUCACCAAGAUGGAUUCCGGGCAUCAAAGAGUUGAUAAAAAGGGUGUUGUCUUGUUGAAGUUCAUCCCUGCAAUUGGUCAACGGAAGUAUGAUAGUGAAAGGAAGCAGUUUUUUGCUUUGUCAGCUACUGAAGUUGGAUGUUUGAUUAGUCUUGGGCCUGAUGAGUCUUGUGAGUUCUUUCACGAUCCUUCAAUGAAAUCAAGUUUGGAAGGACAGGUGAAGAAGACAUUAACAAUUUCACCACUUAAUGAUGGUGGUGGCUAUAUGUUCAAUCUGUCUGUCAUGAAUGCUGUUCAGAAAACAAAUGAGCGCUUUACUUUACCUGUGACUAAGGCAGAGUUUUCUGUGAUGCGCACGGCUUGCGGUUUUGUACUACCACUCAUCAUGGGUUGGGACCGAGUCAUUGGACCGCACCUGGAUCGCACAGGUCAUGGUCCACCCGAGCAAAGUGCAAUCAAGAUGGAUCCUGCCUUGGAGUGGGAAAGAUGAAAGGUGCACAUAGUUUCAGUGUGUACUAAGACUUCGUUUGGGACGGCUUUCUCUAUGCUUCUUAAAGCAUCUUCUUAGUAAAAAAUUUUAAUUUAAAUUUUUUAUACUAUGAAGAUGCUUUAAGAAGCAGAAAGAAAGUCGUCCCAAACGAAGCCUAAGAUGCCUAAAGUUUUUGUUAGUAUUAUGAUUAAAUACAAUUCAGAUAAUCAGGUCAUUAUGCUUUUGCAGUUAACAGAACAUCUAAAAUUGUAUUUAUGUUGAAGUUCAAACGACUGUUCAGUUGAAAUUACCCGUUUGCGUAAAUGUUUGUUGCUUCACUUUAGCUAGCUUUGGAGGUUAGAAUCAGCAUAAAAUGAGUGGAGUAGGUUAAAUACAUAAUUUUUAAAAUCAUUUCUGACUAUGUA